AUGGCAUUGGAUCUAUCUCUUCCCACCGCUCUCAUUCUGAUCGACAAUCAAUGGGGCUUCACCAACCCAUCCACGGUUUCCCACUGGGGAACAACACGCUCCAAUCCACAAUAUGAAGCCAACAUUGAAGCGCUACUAUCCGCUUUCCGAACUGCAAGAUCAUCAGCUUCGACAUUGAUGGAAGUGAUUCAUGUGUUCCACUCCUCCACUUCCCCAGGCUCACCUUUCCAUCCUUCCAACCCGGAGCAGGGAAUUCUCCCACUUGAAUUCGCCACCCCUGCUCCAGACGGAUCGGAGCCCGUGUUCUGGAAAACCGUCAACUCCGGAUUCAUCGGGACAGGGCUGGAAGGUCAUCUGCGACAAAAGGGCUUCCGACAGCUAAUUAUUGCCGGAUUGACGACCGAUCAUUGCGUCUCCACGACGACCCGCAUGGCAGCUAAUUUGGGGGUCGUAGAUCGGUAUCCCGAUGGCCCUGUGCGCUUGCGAUCGGAUGGAACUCAUGAAAAUCAGUUGGAUGUCGAGAAAGGCCGAAUUAUCUUGGUUGACGACGCGACCGCCACGUUCGGCAAGGCUGGGAUCGACUCGGAAACCAUUCACAGGGUGUCUGUGGCUAGUCUGGAUGGUGAAUUCGCUGAUGCGUUGAGUACAGCCGAUGUUGUGAAGGCGCUGAGGAGGUAG
Molecule: messenger RNA, 678 nt
Organism: Penicillium salamii
Lineage: Eukaryota; Fungi; Ascomycota; Eurotiomycetes; Eurotiales; Aspergillaceae
Source: the annotation of a GenBank genome assembly